Pedinophyceae sp. YPF-701 is the source of this 2139-nucleotide messenger RNA. The record is from the annotation of a GenBank genome assembly. Lineage: Eukaryota; Viridiplantae; Chlorophyta; Pedinophyceae.
AUGGCCUCGACCAAGAUGUCCGACGCUGCAGCGCUCCUCGAAGCCGGCAUCGAGACGAUGGCCGCGGAUCCGACGAGUGGCUUCCAGCCCGCCCCCACCCCAGCCAACGACGCGGAGCGGGUAGCCAAGUUGCACUCCCUGGGCAUCAUCGGGUCCUGCACCAGCGAGGAGCGCUACGACCACAUCACCAAGCUCAUGACGCAGAUAUUCAACAUGCCGAUAUCGGUGAUCUCGCUCAUCGACGAGGAGCUGCACUUCAGUAAGUCGGCCGCCGGGAUGGCGUGCGGGCCGCGCGUGCCCCGCAAGCAGACCUUCUGCGCCUGGGCGCUCACCUCCGAGAAGCCAGAAGUGCUCGUCGUGAAGGACGCCUCCAAGGAGGACAAGUUCAAGGAGCACCCGAUGGUGUGCUGCGACAACUCCCUGCGGUUCUACGCCGGCGCGCCGCUCGUCACCACGGACGGCUACCGCCUCGGGACGCUCUGUGUGCUCGACAGCGUCCCCCACCCCGAGUUCAGCGACGGCCAGGCUGCGACCCUGCGCAACUUCGCGGAGAUGGUUGUGCGCGAGAUUGAGCGGGACCAGCUCCAGGCGAGCGUCAUCCAGUCGACCGCGUCGGGCGGGCCCGUCCCGCUGGCCCAGUCGCAGCGCUACUCCUCCCGGCUGUCGGUCGAGUUCACCGAGCUGGACUCCGGCGAGCUGCGCCGCAUGCGCGCCAUCGACGCGCUCACCGAGGCGGUGGCCCUCGUCGACGUCGGAGAGGGCUGGCGCGUGUUGUACGGCAACCAGGGGUACAAGAAAUUCUUCCCGGACUCCCCCUCCGCGGAGGAGGAGUCGUUCACGCUCUGGGACCGCGUCGACGUCGCGGGCAUGACCGGCGCGCAGCUGUGCGCGCGGUACAGCGAGGUGACGGCGGCGAAGGGGACGUUCUCGAUCUCGGGCGUGACGCACGGCACGGGCCGGAGCGUCGCGUGCCGGUGCAAGCCCGUGGACGAGGCGAUGGACGUGAACGCGCUGGACACGCUCAUUCCGUCGCGGUGCAAGCCCGGGACGUCGGAGAUGGACGAGCGGCGGCUGUACCUGGUGACGAUGAUCGACGACACGACGCCCGUGCAGCCGGCGGCGAACAGCAGCGAGACGCAGCGGCAGAGCGCGCUGCAGAGCGUGCGGAGCGGGUCCGGGCGCGGGAUGGGGUCGAGGGCGAUGCCGUCGAGCAAGCCGCCGUUCGUCGACGUGCGGCUGGGCAAGGUGCUCGGCGAGGGCGGGUACGGCAAGGUGUACCGCGGGCUGUGGGACGGCGCGAUGGUGGCGGUGAAGAUCAUGCUGCACGGCCCGCCGCGCGGCGAGGAGAGCAGCGAGGCGCUCGAGGCGGUGCUCUCCUGCAACAUCUCGCACCCCAACCUGGUGCAGAGCUUCAAGUUCGCGCAGCGGCCGAGCGGGAAGGUGCUCGAGGACGGCGAGGAGGAGUGGGAGACGUGGAUUGUGCAGGAGUUUUGCGGGCUGGGCAACCUGCAGCAGAUGUGCGACAGGGGGGAGUUCACUGACGAGGCGGGGGGCGUCAAGGACGUGGCGGCGAUCCUCUCGGUGUGCCGGGAGGUCGCGGGCGGCAUGGCGCACAUGCACGGCCGCUCGAUCGUCCACGGGGACCUGUCGGCGAACAACGUCAUGCUCCUGCCGCGCCGCGACGCGCACAAGGGCUUCACGGCCAAGGUCGGCGACUUCGGCCUCUCGCAAGUCGUCACGACGGAGGCCAAGGUCUCCAAGUUCGGGACCGUCACGCACAUGCCUCCGGAGCUCCUCCGCGACGGCCGCCUGAGCCCCGCGGCGGACGUGUACUCGUUCGGCGUCGUCGUGUGGCAGAUGGUCACCGGCAAGCGACCGUUCGACGGCCUGCGCGUCCCGCAGAUCAUCGCGCGCGUGCUCGAGCAGGGGCACAAGUUCGAGUUCCCCGAGGGCACGCACGCGGGCAUCAAGGAGCUGGCCGAGCGCUGCAUGGCGCGAGAGCCGGAGGACCGGCCGGCGUUCAGCGAGAUCCUGGCGACGAUCAUCUCGAUGCAGAAGUGCGAGCGCUCGAAGCGCCGCUCCAAGGACGCGAACGAGCGUGCUGCGGCGAGCCCGGCACCAGCUGACCAGUCUGCUUGA